AUGGCUAGCGGCAGUAGUAGUAGUUCCAGGUCUGAAUUCAUAGUUGGAGGCAAAUACCGCCUUAUUCGCAAGAUUGGAAGCGGUUCUUUUGGCGAUAUAUACUUGGCAGUGUCCUCGAGCAAUGCGGAGGAAGUCGCCGUGAAGCUCGAGUCUCAGAAAGCCCGUCAUCCACAGCUUCUUUACGAGUCAAAGCUGUACAAAAUCCUUCAAGGUGGCGUGGGAAUCCCUAUUGUUCGUUGGUUUGGUCAAGAAAAAGACUAUAAUGUAUUGGUUAUGGAUCUGCUUGGCCCGAGUUUAGAGGACCUCUUCAAUUUCUGUUCGCGUCGCUUCACAAUGAAAACAGUUCUGAUGUUAGCAGACCAAAUGAUUAGUCGAGUUGAAUAUGUACACAACAAGAACUUUAUUCACCGUGAUAUCAAGCCCGAUAAUUUCUUGAUGGGUGUCGGCAGGCACUGCAACAAAUUAUACUUGAUUGAUUUUGGUUUAGCGAAGAAGUACCGCGAUACUCGAACCAAACAGCAUAUAGCUUAUCGCGAGGACAAAAACCUUACUGGAACAGCGCGCUACGCCAGCAUCAAUGCCCAUCUUGGCAUCGAACAGUCGAGAAGAGACGACAUGGAAUCACUUGGUUAUGUACUGAUGUACUUCAAUCGAAGCAGUCUGCCAUGGCAAGGCUUAAAGGCAGCCACUAAGAAGCAAAAAUAUGAGAAAAUUAGCGAGAAAAAGAUGUCCACCCCUGUCGAAGUCCUUUGCAAAGGUUUCCCAGCCGAGUUCGCGAUGUACCUCAACUACUGCCGUGGACUUCGCUUUGAAGAGAACCCAGAUUACAUGUACCUCCGUCAGUUGUUCAGGAUUUUAUUUCGGACUUUGAAUUACCAAUACGACUACAUUUUCGACUGGACAAUGUUGAAACAGAAAGCUGCUACCGCGCAAGCCACGGCAGCCACUGCGACAACAACGGGUGGAGUACCUUUCACUCCCGCGAAGAAAGCAGAUCAUUCACACGGUGCUUGUCACCAUCCGAAAGCUAAAGGCAACGUCUACGAGAUGUACGAGUAUUGA
Molecule: messenger RNA, 1062 nt
Organism: Pocillopora meandrina
Lineage: Eukaryota; Metazoa; Cnidaria; Anthozoa; Scleractinia; Pocilloporidae
Source: the annotation of a GenBank genome assembly